GAUCUCCAUCGUCGUUUUGUGUUCUUCAAUAGAACUACGAAGCAACCCCUCCGUCUCUCUGCUCCCAGCCCUGCCCUACCGUCCAUCCGCCUUAUCCUCAGUCCCAAUGUCGACCUCCGCUCAAUUCAAACUGAGCGACUUUCCUCACAAAGUCCUCGAACCCAUUGCCACCCUCACCGCCCCACCGACUUACGCCACUCUCAAAGUGGCCCAACGUCAACUCAGUACCAACGCCGCCGCCAUCCCUACGCUCAACGGCGGCGGCGCGCACGGCCACAUGGCCCUCACACUUACUGCCCGCGCCUACGCCGACAUCAGCGACGUCCCGUUCGACAUCCCCGUCGCCCCUCCGGCCAACCCUCCCGUCGGCACCACGCAACCGCAAAUCACCGAGUUCAACCGCAUCCACCAACGCGAUGCCGACAUUUACAACCUUUAUGUCGCCGUCAAUAACGCCCUCCGUCAGCAACUCCUCGACGCCAUCCCGAAAAUCUACGUACGCGCCCUCGGGCAUCCCAUUUUCGAAUUCAGCACCGUCACCUGCCUCGAUCUGCUCUCUCACCUUUGGACCAAAUACGGCACCAUCAAGCCCGCCGACCUUCAGAACAAUUUGCAGUCCAUGUAUACCCCGUGGAACACCGCUGAGCCCCUUGAGACUGUUUUCCUUCAGCUCGACAACGCCAUUGCGUUCUCUAUUGACGGCAACGACCCCAUCUCUGAGGCCGCCGCAGUUCGUGCCGGCUACGAUGUCCUUGCCCACUCCGGCCUUUUUCCCCAAGACUGCAAGGAGUGGCGGAAAUUACCCCUUGUUUCUCACACCCUUGCCAACUUCCAGGCCCACUUCACUCUUGCCGACAAAGACCGGCGCCUCACGGCCACUACUGGAUCCCUCGGCUACGCGAAUGUGCUCACGGCCACUCCCUCGCUUGCUCCCACCAUUAGCUUGGACCCUCUCAGCCUUCCUUUCUCAGCUCUCUCUAUUCUUAAUUCAUCUGUAGUCCCCUCCCCGCCUAGUCCACACACCUCAGCAAUUGCCGACACAGGCUGCACCGGUCAUUACAUCACGGUUGACUGCCCCCACCAAAACAAACAACCAGCAAACCCAAGCCUCUCCGUCUGUGUCCCCAACGGCUCCGUCCUCCGCUCAAGCCACGUUGCCACCCUGGCCCUUCCUGGUUUCUCCCCUACCGCCUGCCAAGCCCACAUAUUUCCUGGGCUCGCUUCACAUCCGCUCCUCUCCAUUGGCCAACUAUGCGACGACAGCUGCACAGCCACCUUCUCAGCCACUCGCCUCGACAUUCAUCGCGACCAAACGCUGCUGCUCUCCGGCACCCGCUCCCGCCACACCGGCCUCUGGCACCUCGAUCUCGCCCCAUCCCCUCCUCCCGCCACAGCCCAUGCUCUCAUCCCUCAUUCCUCCCUGACCGACCGCAUUGCCUUUAUCCAUGCCUCCCUCUUCUCCCCGGCUCUCUCUACUUGGUGCAACGCCAUCGACUCCGGUCAUCUAACCACCUUCCCGGACAUCACCGCCCGCCAAGUAUGCAAAUACCCACCGGCCUCCCCUGCCAUGAUUAAAGGCCACCUCGAUCAACAACGGGCCAACCUCCGGUCCACCAAGUCUCCUCCCAUUGGUCCCCUGGCGGCCCCCAUUGCCCCUACUGCCACCUCAGCUCACGACCGCCCACCUGUUGCUCGCACGCACCACGUCUUUGCCACCCAUCAGCGCGUCACUGGACAGAUCUACACUGACCAACCAGGCCGUUUUCUCACUCCUUCCAGCGCUGGACACACCAACAUGCUCGUCCUCUACGAUUACGACAGCAAUGCCAUUCACGUCGAGCUGAUGAAGAGCAAAUCCGGUCCCGAGAUCCUUGCGGCGUACAAACGUGCACACACGCUUUUCACCGAACGCGGCCUCCGACCUCAACUCCAACGCCUGGACAACGAAGCCUCUGCAGCCCUCCAAACCUUCAUGACUUCCGAACAUAUCGACUUUCAGCUUGCUCCCCCGCAUCUGCACCGUCGCAAUGCAGCCGAACGGGCCAUCCGCACCUUCAAGAACCACUUCAUUGCUGGCCUCUGCAGCACUAACCCGGAUUUCCCGCUCCACCUGUGGGACCGACUCAUUCCCCAUGCCCUCCUUACCCUCAACUUACUCCGUAGCUCCCGCCUCAAUCCCAAGUUAUCGGCCCACGCUCAGCUCCACGGUGCCUUCGAUUACAAUCGCACUCCACUCGCUCCCCCUGGCACUCGCGUCCUCGUUCACGUUAAGCCCGCCGUUCGCGAAACAUGGGCACCCCAUGCAGUCGAAGGUUGGUAUCUCGGCCCAGCUCUGCACCAUUAUCGCUGCCAUCGCGUCUGGAUCACCGAAACACGGGCAGAACGUGUCGCCAACACCCUUUCUUGGUUACCUAGCCAGAUCCCCAUGCCUACCGCCUCAUCCAACGACCGUGCCCUGGCCGCCGCCCGCGAUCUGGUCCAUGCGCUCCAAAAUCCCUCCCCUGCUUCCCCGUUUGCACCUCUCGACGCACACCAGCACCAGGCCCUCACCCACCUUGCCGAUCUCUUUGCCACCAUUGCCGCACCUGCCUCUGCCGCCCAGACACCUGCUCCCGUCCCCACGGUCCGUCCCCCUGACCUACCCGCCACCCCACCUCAGGUCCGCUUUGCCGUCCCGCUGGUCACCGCUGCACACGCCCCUGCCCUUCCGAGGGUGCCAACACCCUCGCCCGCACUUCCGAGGGUAACCCCGGCCGCCGACGCCGCACAGCACGCAAACAGCCACCAACCCCAACCCUAG
Molecule: messenger RNA, 2800 nt
Organism: Phaeodactylum tricornutum CCAP 1055/1
Lineage: Eukaryota; Bacillariophyta; Bacillariophyceae; Surirellales; Neidiaceae
Exons: 3
Coding region: 107-2800 (897 amino acids)
Molecular function (GO): nucleic acid binding
Source: RefSeq, a predicted model, not a curated record